AUGAUUGCUUGGAAAAGGCUCUCCGAUAGAUGGAAGGAUGUCUCUUUCCCCAAGCCUUUGUAUCCACUUGUGCAUCCUGCUGUUUUGGUGGAAACUUAUGAACAAGAGGAAUGUGUCAAUGAUCUUCAAGGGCAUGAUCGGAUUAAAUCAAGAAAUCAAGGGGAGAGAGAGAGAGAGAGAGAGAGAGAGAGAGAGAGAGAGAUUUGA
This is a messenger RNA of Prunus armeniaca (apricot), 207 nucleotides long. Lineage: Eukaryota; Viridiplantae; Streptophyta; Magnoliopsida; Rosales; Rosaceae. The record is from the annotation of a GenBank genome assembly.